Molecule: messenger RNA, 2322 nt
Organism: Linum tenue
Lineage: Eukaryota; Viridiplantae; Streptophyta; Magnoliopsida; Malpighiales; Linaceae
Source: the annotation of a GenBank genome assembly
ACGUCCUCUAGGACACAGCAUCAGAAAUAAACAGAGCAAAAGAAAGAACAGUGCAGAAUCAAGCUAUCAAAUUCUUUCCAGUGAAAGCAACAAUGGCGGUCAAGACCAGCAAUCUCGCACUCAUCCUUCUCAUUGUGUCAGCUUUCCUUCUGGCAGCAUCAGCAGCCGCGGCAGCGGAAGGAGAAUGGACUCCGAAGCUCGGGACGGUGAUCGGAAUCGACCUUGGAACAACCUACUCGUGUGUUGCCGUUUCGAGAAACGGCCACGUGGAGAUCAUCGCCAACGACCAAGGCAACCGGAUCACACCCUCGUGGGUCGGGUUCACGGACUCGGAGCGCCUCAUCGGCGAGGCCGCCAAGAAUCAGGCACCUCAGAAUCCAGAACGCACCAUCUUCGACGCCAAACGCCUCAUCGGAAGAAGGUUUGAUGAUCCGGAGGUUCAGAAGGAUUUGAAAUUACUCCCAUACAAAGUUGUGAACAAGAAGGGGAAGCCGUACGUUGAAGUGAGAAAAGACGGAGAGACCAAAACAUUUAGCCCCGAGGAAAUUAGCGCCAUGGUGUUGAACAAGAUGAAGGAGACGGCUGAAUCUUUCCUGGGAGAGAAGGUUAAACACGCAGUCAUCACCGUUCCAGCUUACUUCAACGACGCGCAGAGACAAGCGACCAAGGAUGCAGGGACAAUAGCAGGGAUGAACGUGGUCCGAAUCAUCAACGAGCCGACCGCGGCGGCAAUCGCCUACGGGCUGGACCAGAAGGGGAAAGAGAAGAACAUCCUGGUCUUCGACCUCGGCGGCGGGACAUUCGACGUCAGCAUCCUAACCAUCGACAAUGGAGUCUUCGAGGUGUUGGCGACCAGCGGCGACACUCAUUUAGGAGGGGAAGAUUUCGACCACAGAGUAAUGGACUACUUCAUCAAGCUGAUUCAGAGGAAGUACGGGAAAGACAUUAGCAAGGACAACAAGGCCCUGGGGAAGCUGCGGAGGGAGUGCGAGCGAGCCAAGAGGGCGCUGAGCAGCCAGCACCAGGUCCGAGUCGAGAUCGAGUCGCUGUUCGACGGGGUCGAUUUCUCCGAGCCGCUGACCAGGGCGAGGUUCGAGGAGAUGAACAUGGACCUGUUCAAGAAGACAUUGAGGCCCGUGAAGAAGGCGAUGGAGGACGCGAGGCUGAAGAAGUCGGAGAUCGACGAGAUCGUGCUCGUCGGAGGGAGCACUCGGAUUCCCAAGGUUAGGGAGCUGCUCAAGGAGAUGUUUGAUGGCAAGGAGCCGAACCAAGGUGUGAAUCCUGAUGAAGCUGUGGCUUAUGGCGCGGCGGUUCAAGAUAUAACUCGUACUAACACUGCUCGUAUUACUCAUACUCUAACGAUUGGUUAUCUUUUGCCCAUUGCAGACAUACUUCUAAUUGAUCUAACUCCCCUGAGUCUGGGUAUUGAAACUGUUGGUGGUGUUAUGACUAAAUUGAUCCCAAGGAACACUGCCAUUCCCGCUAAGAAGUCACAAGUGUUCAGCACAUACCAAGACCAACAAACAACUGUAUCAAUCAAGGUAUACCAAGGAGAAAGAGCCCUGACGAAGGACUGCAAGGAGCUAGGCCAAUUCGACCUCUCCGGCAUCCCACCAGCACCAAGAGGCGUGCCCCAGAUUGAAGUGACGUUCGAAGUGGACGUGAACGGGAUCCUGAGCGUGACAGCUGAAGACAAGGCAGCGAAGAAGUCGCAAUCGCUGACGAUCACAAACCACAAGGGGACAUUGAGCCAGGAGGAGAUAGAGAUGAAGGUGAAGGAGGCUGAAGAAAUGGAGGAAGAGGACAGGCAGGUGAAGGAACGAAUCGACUCGAGGAACAAACUGGAGAGCUACGUGUACAACAUGAAGAGCACGGUUGGUGAUGGAAAUGGCGUCGGAGGGAAGAUUGGGGAGGAAGAGAAGGAGAAGGUGGAGAGGGUUUUGAAGGAAGCUUUGGAGUGGUUGGAGGAGAAUGAAGGGGUGGCUGGGAAGGAUGAUUAUGAUGAGAAGUUGAAGGAAGUUGAGGAUGUCUGUAAUCCGGUGAUUAAGGGAGUUUAUGAACAGCAGCAACAGCAGAGUGGAAGGAAUGAUGGUGAAGAUGAUGAUGAAGAGGGUUCUUAUGACGAGCUAUAGGCUGGCUGAGGCUGACUGGCAAUGGUAGAUGGAUUAUAAAGAUUGUUUUAUGUAGUUAUGUUCUUUGGGUUAUAGGUUUUUGAGUUUGAAUAUAUAUUGAUUAAUUGAUUGGGCUGGGAUUGAGGUGUAAAAUAGAUUUUGCUUCUUCGUUUUUACUCUAGUAUUUUUAUAUAUUGGGUUUCAAAUAAAA